AUGAUCGAAGAAUUGGUUAACUGGAUUCAAGCCUUAUUUCACAAAGUCCUCAAAACACUUGUAAUUUGCAGCAAAAGUGAGGACACGUUUGAUGUGACGGACUUUGGCGCAGAUGUGAAGGGAGUGGACAAGAGUAGUGCCGCCGUCCAGAAAGCCAUCGACGCCGCUGUGGCUAAUGGCGGGGGAACUGUAUAUUUCCCGACCGGACAAUACCUGUGCGGACCAAUUCAUCUCAAGAGUGAUGUAACUCUCCAUUUGGCGGACGACGCGACUUACGAAGAAGUUAGAAGUCAUUUGUGGCAACACUGCUGUUGGUUACCAAUCAAGUGCCGGAUGUGUAAACAGUAUUUGCCAGACGCGGCCCCCUUUAUAGCCAAACACUUCAUUGAUGAACACUUUCUACACAUCAAACAACAGAAAUAUAAUUUUGUGACCCUUUAUGAGCCAAACAUGAGUUUCUCGAACGAAGAGUUUGUGAUUCUCCAGAAGAAACUGAUUGAAGUGAACACCAAUUCAGACAUAGAGGCGAACAUUAGGAGACUGUUGGAGGCCUCGGAGGACGGAUACUAUUCCCGGUUACGAAAGAAAUGCGACAAAAAAGUCUUAAGCGUUGCUAUGCUUCGUCUGACACCCGAACAAAUCGCCGCACAUUUGGAAAAGACUGACGAGACUGAGGACACGGAUAGACCGCCGGAACAGUUGGCAGCCAUAGAGCCGCAAAGGAGUGACGCGUCUGACCGGAUCAGUGCUCUUAAAAACUCUAAGGAUAAGACUAAUGCCGACAACAACUCUAGGGAUAAAAGCUCUUCGAGUUCUGACGACAGAGAUAAGAGUUCUUCUUCGAGUGGCAAAAGGAGAGGCCGUCAGCCCAAAGAGUCGUCUACUGAGAGGGCAUUGAGAUCUGAUUCAAACAGUUGUGAUAAAAGGGGUGACAAAACGGACGUACUUUUGGACACUAUAAACAGAUUGAAAGAGAGUUGUCGAAGCAGUGGUGAUGGCAAUGGACCUAAUGAUGCCAUGGCGUCCACCAGUGCUCGUAAUAAUAACACAUUAGGUGCAGACAACGUGGACAUGGAUGAGGAUGACUACCGGGUGGCGUGUUAUCACUGCAACGAUAAGUUCAAGUCUAAGAAGGAGUUCAACGCCCACUCCCAGAAAAAGCACCCGCAUAAGUCAGCCAGGUGGUACGCCAAACAACUCAAGUAGAUUACUGUACACCACACCGCCUACUAUUAAUAUUACAUUUCAUUAUUUAACUGUUCAUUACUUUAUAACCCAUUAC
This is a messenger RNA of Oppiella nova, 1282 nucleotides long. The record is from the annotation of a GenBank genome assembly. Lineage: Eukaryota; Metazoa; Arthropoda; Arachnida; Sarcoptiformes; Oppiidae.